UUCUUCUAAUUUUUUUUUUACAUCUUAAAUUAAUUUUCCCAGUCCCUGUUAAGAUUUCUCAGCUAUCAAUCAUCUCCUUCGAUUGCGACUUGUUUUGUGUGUGCUUCACUAACUUCUGCGGCGGCGCCUCAAAUCAAAUCCGCUUGAAAUUUGAACUACAGCCUGAUCGAGACUCACUUGACCUUGUUUUAGUGCGAUUUUAAACUGAAAAAUAGUUUUCUUUUUUUUUUAAAAACUACCUCGCUCUAGCUCAACCUUGCGCUUCCAUUGGUUCUUUCUCAAUCUUCGUCUAUCUUCCAACUCGCACACCACUAAUCCCUGUGGACUCUUUCGAUUGUGUUCAUUCGCCAACAACCAUCAAACUUCAAUCGAUCUCUGUACCUUCUUCAACCAACGGCUUUUCAAAUCAUCUCUCCGGUCGUAUUAUUACUUUUUUUUUAUUAGACGUCACAUAUCUACUCUCCUUUGUUCUCGUUUUCUUUCGCAGUUGAUAUACUUCUUUCAACACUCAAUUAUCGAAACCAACCAACGUUGUCUUAAUCUCACUUUUUGUUUCUCAUUGAAAUCUUUGAUUUGCCUGUUGCAUCUAUCACUUCAUUCUUUUACCAGCUUCACUUCAAACUUAUCAUCCUUUGGCCUGUUCAACAAACUUUUGUCGCUGUUUUCUGCAUUUGCUCCAUCGAUUGAUUCGCUCAUCAGCCUUUCGGCCCUCAACCCUACCAGCUAUUUACAUCCAUCAUGUCAACCGAGCUUUACUACACUGUUUCCAACAACAACCAACCUGCACCCGAUUCGAUGUCUUACGCUUCGGAUCACAAUGCCUAUGGCCAUGGACUUCGUCGAGGGCAAUCUCAACAACAGUCCAGCUACGCACCUGCUGCUAUGAAUAUGUAUCAACAGCAACAACUUCAAGCUGCUCUGUAUCAACAACAGCAACUUGAGUUUGCUCAGCAACAGGCUCAACUUGAGAUGCACCUUCAACUCGAGCAAAUGCGACUUCAGAAUUUAGCUCUUCAAGAGCAAAUUAUGGUGGGCCAGGUCCGGGCUCAUCAACAAGCCCAAGCUCAGGCUCAGGCCGAACAACUUCGUGGUGGUUUUCAUGCCGCUCGAAAUGCUCCUGCCGGUGGUCGUCUCAACUUCACUCACUCUCAGGGCGGUAUCUUUGCUGAACGUGCUUUAGCUCGACGACAACAAGCCGAAGCUGAUGCGCUUUAUGCUCGAUUUCAUCCUAACGAGCAAGAAGAAGAUGACCUCUUGCAAGAUUUGCCUUCUCAUGUCCAACGAGGAUCGGCUGAUCGCGGUCAAUCCUUGACUCCCCCUGCGUUGGUCUUCUCCAAACCGGAUGAAGCCUUCCCAGUCUUGGCUUCGUCGGCUGCUGCGACCAUCACCCCAGCUAGUACCUCACCCAAAGUCACGAGCAAGUCUCACCAACACACAGACUCCGACUCCUCUGCUUCCACCGUUGGAUCUCUCUCUUCGUUCACCACUCGCUCCCUUCAAAACUCUGAGUGUGACAAUCACGAAGGUGAAUCGAAGCCAGACAAAGCUACUCCCCCCAAGAAAAAGUUUUCCGAGGUAGUCAAAGCCAGUGCGGCCAAAGUCGCUCCUGCCGCUUCGAAGUCUGCUAUUUCAGUCAACACCACUGCUCCUCCAAAACUAAACCCGUUCUCCUCUGUCUUCGUUCCCGGAUCGGCCUCAUCUACGAACAGCAGUCCCAAGCAAAGUGGUGUUGAGAAGUCUGCCCGCUCUUCACCUACUGCCACCGCCACUAAUUCGCCAGCACCUGCAAGCGCUGCCUCGACCCCGGCUGCCUCCCCUCCUGCUUUAUUAUAUCGGGCUGUACGAUCCAAGUCGCCACCUGGUAGCGCUUCCAACACGACCCGUGCACCCGCUGCUAGAUCGGUUUCCAACUCUUUACCGGCCGUAGUUCUCGGUGCGAUGCCCGUCCGACAACCCAGAGGUCCAGCAGCUGAGGCCGAACUAACUAAUCAAAAUUUCGCUACUCGCAUUCGCAAAAGGGCCAUCAAGGCUCUCGGUGCCAGACCCUCGCCUUCACCUACCCCUACCCAGUUUCAAUUCCAUCCUCAAAUCUUUGAGAACACGAUGAUUCAACCUCAACAACAAUACUUGGACAUUGGAGAAACUGGACUUCAUCAUGGAAUGAUGUCACCAGGCCUUGCACAACUUAUGGCAGCUGCUCGAGCUCGUGAGGAGAGAUUUGUGGGUUACUGAAGCCUAAGAUGGUUUUUUUUUGUCUUGUGGGCUUUUCUCAUGUGUAUAUUACGAUGAGUUUGAUUUUUUAAUGAGGUUUUUGUCUUCCCCCCCCGCCUUUUACUCUUGUGUGUGUGUGUGUUGCUCAACUCCUUUUCAAUUUUGUUUUGUGCGUGUACUUUUUUUUUUAUAUGGAGAUGAGAUGAUAUACACCUCUGUGAUCAUAAAACCCAUUGUUCUUUUGUGAGUUUGAUAUGACCGAAAGAUGAUAAAACCAGAAAAAUCUAUAUAUAUGUUGUCCUCUCG
This is a messenger RNA of Melampsora larici-populina 98AG31, 2517 nucleotides long. RefSeq lists its product as uncharacterized. The transcript has 3 exons. The record is from RefSeq and is a predicted model, not a curated record. Lineage: Eukaryota; Fungi; Basidiomycota; Pucciniomycetes; Pucciniales; Melampsoraceae. Bases 739 to 2232 code for a protein of 497 amino acids.